Uncinocarpus reesii 1704 is the source of this 1032-nucleotide messenger RNA. RefSeq names its product cytochrome c heme lyase. Gene Ontology annotation, cellular component: mitochondrion. The transcript is spliced from 2 exons. The record is from RefSeq and is a predicted model, not a curated record. NCBI's taxonomy places the organism in Eukaryota, Fungi, Ascomycota, Eurotiomycetes, Onygenales, Onygenaceae. The coding region runs from base 1 to 1032 and encodes 343 amino acids. Gene Ontology annotation, molecular function: holocytochrome-c synthase activity. Gene Ontology annotation, biological process: cytochrome c-heme linkage.
AUGGGAUGGUUCUGGGCUUCACCUUCAACCGGGAAUGCUCCCGUCGUGCAAAGCCAGAUGCCUCCAUCCCCUUCCAAGCCGGUAAGCUCCCUUGCUGCGCGUCCCACUCCAGUCCAGAUCGCUGACAGUAAACUCCAUUCAAAGUCCGCAUGCCCAGUAAUGCAUAAUACCCCAAAGCAAGAACAAUCACCAUCCUCAUGUCCAGUUCGCGCCUCCGAUUCCCCGUUCUACGUCCCUCCCCUCUCGCCGUCGAGCGCUUCCGCUCCGCCUCCUCCCGCUCCACCCGCCGAAGAGCAGAGAUCAACACUAUCAAAACUAAAUCCUUUGAAUUACAUGUUCGCCAGCAUUUCGCAGGCUCGCGCGCCGAACCAGACUGUCGACUUGCCCGUCGAGCGGGAACCUUCUUCUAUCCCUCGCGCAGACGGCGCGGGGGGGAACUGGGAGUAUCCGUCGCCGCAGCAGAUGUAUAAUGCCAUGUUGCGCAAGGGAUAUACGGAUACGCCGCAAGACGCGGUGGAGUCGAUGGUUGCGGUGCAUAACUUUCUCAACGAGGGUGCGUGGCAGGAGAUUGUGCAGUGGGAGAAUAUCUUCGCGCAAGGCUUGAAGAGUGGAUGGGAGAAAUGUCGACGGGGCUCGGAGAAUUUGGAGAUGGAGCUGGAGAAGGAGAGAAUGAUGGGUGCAUCGAAUCAGCAGCCGAGACUUGUGAGGUUUAUGGGACGGCCGCAGGAGAGAACGCCAAAGGCGUCGAUGUUGCAGCUGAUGGGGUGGGUGUAUCCGGCGAAAUAUGGUACGCCUCCGCCAUUCGAUCGUCAUGACUGGUAUGUCUUACGGGAAACCCCGUCCGGACCGAAAGAAGUUCGCUACGUGAUCGAUUUCUAUUCCGGCCCGCCUGAACCAACCGGCGAGCCGGUAUUUUAUCUCGACAUUAGGCCUGCAGUUGAUACGCCUACUGCGGCCGCCGAGCGGCUGCUAAAAUGGGGCGGCGAUGUUUGGUGGCGAGCCAGCGGCGGCCCUGUGAGAGAAUCACGUUAA